AUGUCCGACAACCGCCAUAAUGUUAUUGAUUUGGUUGGUAACACUCCAUUAGUGGAGUUGACUAAAUUGCCAAAAGCUCUUGGCAUCAAGCCUAAAAUCUACGCUAAGUUAGAGCUUUACAACCCAGGUGGUUCUAUCAAGGAUCGUAUCGCCAAAGCUAUGAUUGAACACGCUGAAAAAGAAGGUAUUAUUCAUCCAUCAAGAAGUACUUUAAUUGAGCCUACUUCUGGUAAUACUGGUAUUGGUUUGGCAUUAAUUGGUGCUGUUAAGGGCUACAGAACUAUUAUUACCUUACCAGAGAAGAUGUCUAACGAAAAGGUGUCUGUUUUGAGGGCACUAGGUGCUGAAAUUAUCAGAACACCAACUGCUGCUGCCUGGGAUUCUCCAGAAUCUCACAUUGGUGUUGCUAAGAAAUUAGAAAAGGAAAUCCCCGGUGGCAUCAUCUUGGACCAAUACAACAACAUGAAUAACCCUGAUGCUCAUUACCACGGUACCGCAAAAGAAAUUCACCAGCAGUUGAAUAACUUAGGUAAAUUUGGAGAUUUGAAGGCUGUUGUCGCUGGUGCUGGUACUGGUGGUACAAUUAGUGGUAUUUCUAAGUACUUAAAGGAGCAAAAUAGGAACAUCCAAAUUAUCGGAGCUGAUCCUAAGGGUUCUAUUUUGGCUCAACCUGAAUCCUUAAAUAACUCAGAUAUUGCUGAAUACAAGGUUGAAGGUAUCGGAUAUGACUUCAUUCCAAAUGUCCUAGACAGAUCGCUAGUUGACAGUUGGGUUAAGACUGAGGAUAAGAGUUCUUUCAAAUAUGCACGUCAAUUAAUUUCUAACGAAGGUGUACUUGUUGGUGGUUCUUCUGGAUCGGCUUUCGCCGCUCUUGUCGAGUACGUCAACAGUCAUCCAGGUUUGACUGAGGAAGACGUCAUUGUUGUUAUUUUCCCAGACUCCAUUAGAUCUUACUUGUCGAAAUUCGUUGAUAAUGAAUGGUUGAAGAUUAACAACUUGUGGGAUGAUGAAAUUGUUGCACCAUUGUCAAAGAAUGACAAAGAUGCAUUCAAGGGCGCAACUGUUAAGGACCUGCACUUAAAGCCCGUCGUAGCUGUUAAAGAAGAUGCCCCAGUUUCUGAAGUUGUCAAAAUCCUACGGGACAAUGGUUUCGAUCAACUUCCAGUUUUGGACAAUAAGAGCGAAAAAUUGGUCGGCAUGGUCACUUUGUCUCAACUGCUGAAGCAUUUGUCAUCAGGUAAGGAGGUACAUACUAUCAAGGGUUUGUACUUUAACUUCAGGAAGUUGAACAACUUUGAUGAGGUCUCUUCAUACAACGAAAAUAAGACUGGUAAGAAGAAGUUUGUGAAGUUCACCGUCAACUCUCAGUUGAAAGAGUUGAAUGAGUUCUUCGAAAAGUACUCGUCUGCCAUUAUUACUGACGGUCUAAAACCUAUUCACGUAGUUACUAAGGUUGACCUAUUAUCUUACUUGGCAUAA
Messenger RNA from Eremothecium sinecaudum, 1479 nucleotides. It is a transcript of the gene CYS4, whose product is annotated as cystathionine beta-synthase CYS4. Gene Ontology annotation, cellular component: cytoplasm. NCBI's taxonomy places the organism in Eukaryota, Fungi, Ascomycota, Saccharomycetes, Saccharomycetales, Saccharomycetaceae. The record is from RefSeq and is a predicted model, not a curated record. The transcript has a single exon. Gene Ontology annotation, molecular function: cystathionine beta-synthase activity; cysteine synthase activity. The coding region runs from base 1 to 1479 and encodes 492 amino acids.